UUCAGGUCACCUCAUGGCCAGUUUCCAGUCUAUCGCUCGUCGUAUUUCCCACAUUUCACUAAUGGCUCCUGUUCGCACCUCCUUCGUUCCUCGCCUGCCGACUGUCAUGAUGCUCCUGGCCCUCUUCAUAUCUCUCCUCGCCCGUACUUCCGUCGCUACCAAGCUGGUCUACACGCUAGGAGGCCAGGGUUGGGCCGAUAUCGUGGUGGCCAAGGAUGGCAGCGGCGACUUCACCACAGUUCAGGCCGCAAUUGACGCUGUACGGCCUGGCACGCCGUCCCGCUGGAGUGUGAUUUACAUACAGGGAGGAGUUUACUGGGAGCGCGUCGUGAUGAACGAGUCGCUGCACCACGUCGUGCUGGUGGGGGCCAACGGCCGCAAGGGAGAACGUGCAAAGAUCACGUUCGCUAAAGCCAUGCCUUCAGGGGGGGGCUUGGACGAGAGCGCGACGUUUCGUCUGCUGGCGUCCGACGUGGUGGUGUGGAAUGUCGUCUUCGAAAAUGCCUACGGACCCGGUGAUAUCGGAGGGCGGGCGGAGCAGGCACUGGCCAUCCAAGUGGAGGGCACGCGCGUCGCCUUCUUCCAGUGCACGUUCCUCGGAUACCAGGAUACCCUGUAUGCGGCCAACGGUCUGCAGUACUACCGCGGCUGCUCGAUCUUCGGCCGCAUGGACUUCGUAUUCGGCAACGCCAAGGCGGUGUUCGACCAGUGCCGCUUCCGCCUCGUGUACUGGGGCGGCGCGUACUUCGCGCAGGCCAGGGACCGCGGCGAGGACACCGGCUUCGUCGUCUGGGGCGGCUCGCUCUCCCCGUACGGAAAGGGGCCCAUUCGCCCCGGCUUCCUCGCGCGCGCAUGGGGGGCGUACUCCACAGUGGUGUUCGUGAAGACGUAUUUUGAUGUGGGCUCUGUUCGAGAGGAGGGUUGGAGCUAUGUGGGUGGUUACAGUAACACACAGAACGUUAUUUUUGGCGCAUACAAGUGUUUCGGUCCCGGUUACAACUCGAGCGUGUGGGAGCACAACGGCAGGGAGAUGAGCGCGGCGGAGGCGGCGCCGUACAUGUCGUCGGACUAUGUGAACAAGGACAAGUGGAUCCCGCUCAACCCGCUCGACCUCAUGAAGGGCGCCGGCAGCGGCGCCGUGGGUGGCGUGGGGGCAGCACGCGAUUCCAAGUCGCCUGUGGAGUCCAUCGGCGCACGCGGACAGAGGCGAGCUCGGGGGAGCGGGGCAGCGGGGGGAGGCAAGAGCGGGGGGUCAUCCAGUGGGCAGUCCCCUUCGCCCUCGCCUCGUGGCAGCUCCGGUGGCAAGGGCACGACCCAUCGCUCUCCAAAGUCUGGGUCGGGGUCCGGAGCUACACGCGGGACGGAGCAGGGGCGAAGAAACAGCAGCAGCGUAGGUGGCUCUGUGAAGGGCGGGAAAGGAAGCAGCAGCACAAGCAAGAGCAGCAGUGGGCAGGCAAGUGGGAAUGGCAGCAAAAGCAGCAGCAAGAGCAGCAGCGGGAGCAGGGGUGGGGGCAGUGGGAGUGCAAGCAAUGGAUCUUCAAAGAGAAAAGGGGGCAGUGGAAAGGCCGCUGCAUCCACGUGAGCAACGCUUUGGUGGACUUUCCACGGAAUGCCGGGGGAGAGAACGGAGCAUGGCACAGACACAUUCUUGGUAGCAAGGGUAAUAAAACUAUGCGAGUCUGGGAUGGGACUCGCAAGUCAGGAUGAAUCGUAUCUCGCUAGGUCAUAUUUUGGCGCCAUGUUCAACCCUCUAAAUGAAAUGGAACUAGCUUCCUAGUUAAUUGUCCUAUCCAUAGUGCCCAGCGUAUAUGUAUAACUGGCGCAAGGCUGGCUAUCAGGGGAGCCCUUGUGCUUGCUGUUGUGG
Molecule: messenger RNA, 1864 nt
Organism: Closterium sp. NIES-67
Lineage: Eukaryota; Viridiplantae; Streptophyta; Zygnematophyceae; Desmidiales; Closteriaceae
Source: the annotation of a GenBank genome assembly